AUGAAGUUUAUUCUUCUAUUAAGCUUGCUCUUGGCUAUCUCAUUCGCUCAAGAGUAUACUAUUGACACUAGCUCGCAGUGCUAUAAUUGAGCAUCAAAUAACAUGAAAGUUUGCAAGGAUCCAUCCGAUGAGUCUACUCUAUAUUGUUGUGAUACCUUUGAUUUCUCAUAUAACUGUGGAGGCGUUUAUGAUGAUCAGUGAACUGAUCAAAUCUCUGAUCAAUACUCUAACUUUGGCAACGGUAGAGACUUCCUUCUUUGUGAUACCCGCAAUGAGUGCUAUGAUUCAUAUUAUUAUGCAUACUCCGACUCAUGGGGUUAUUUGAACAAAUACUUCAUUGAAUCACAAAAAGCUUGCGUCAUGAAGGUUUGGAAUCAUGGCUACAAAAGCUCAAGGCUUCGGAUUGAAGACAUAGAUGUUAAAAAUGCUGAUGUCUACAUGUACUCUUAUAAUCCAAAUGAGAAUAAACCAUAUAAGUACGAAGGAGUGCUAGAUUCGUGGGGUAAUCAAGACCAAUAUGUUCACACUCCGGAAGACCAAGCUCUACAUUUAGUUGUUGUCCCUCAGGAUGAGGAUAAUAGUGUUACCUUUUAUUUUAAAGCAAUUAGAAACAAGAGAAUCUCAGCUGGAGGUAUUGUUGCUAUUGUGUUCGGAAGCAUCUUCUUGGCUACAUUCUGACUUUCAUGCUGUUGUUGUAUUAUCAGGAGGAGAAAGAGAAAUUUAAGAAGAAAUCAACCAACCAGAGCUCCAGGAAUCAACCCCCAAGCUAACCCGAAUCUGACUCCUGCUUCCCAAUACAUUGCUGUUCAAUCAGAGCCCAACCCCAGAUCAAACAUUCCUUCUUAUCAACAGUACCCAAACAACGCUUACCCUCAGACCAACUAUCCCGCUCAGGCUCAACACUCAGUAAUUCCUCCUUACCCUGUAGUCCAAACUAACAACGCUCAGACCCAGCCUCUGAUAAACACCCAAUACCAGACCAACUCCUCAAGUGGGAACCUUAGCUCUGGACACGGAGCUCAUGCACAGUCAGAAGCAACGGGAUAUAUCCCAGCCUCCCCCACUUAUCCUGCACUUACCAGGAAAGAUUAAGAUUUGAGGAUAAAUUACGAACCUGUU
Moneuplotes crassus is the source of this 1119-nucleotide messenger RNA. NCBI's taxonomy places the organism in Eukaryota, Ciliophora, Spirotrichea, Euplotida, Euplotidae. The record is from the annotation of a GenBank genome assembly.